UCAGCACCCACGUCCUUCUGCAAAUGUACGUGCUUCACCAAUAGCACUAUCAUACCACUCGACACUCCCAAUAGUGCCGACACCUCGACCACGUCAAAGCUGCUCCUCAAUCGCGUUCAUGGCCGAACAUGUACAGACUGCACCAAGAAGUUCUGUCUAAGCUACAAUUUGCCUAUCUGCAAAGAUGCCACAGAAGAGGAUGUAUUCACGACAUGCUUUCAGAGAGACAGUGUCAAAGAUCAGGCAGUCGUCUGGAUCUUCAUAAUCGCGACCGUCAGCCUUCUUGCUUGGGCGGGCAUGAAGCCUUACGUAGAAAGAUGGAGGGAAGGCUAUAGUCCCCUGCAAAGAGGACAACAAGGCUGA
Messenger RNA from Pseudocercospora fijiensis CIRAD86, 363 nucleotides. RefSeq lists its product as uncharacterized. The record is from RefSeq and is a predicted model, not a curated record. Lineage: Eukaryota; Fungi; Ascomycota; Dothideomycetes; Mycosphaerellales; Mycosphaerellaceae. The transcript is spliced from 2 exons. The annotation marks the transcript as partial.